AGUGUCAUGGCCAAAGUAUAAAAGAGAAGAAGUUAGUGGAAGUGCCAUAUAUUUUGUAUCCUUCGAUGUAAAUAUUAUUAAGAAGAAAAAAAAAAAGUGCAUUAUAUAUAUAUGUAAUUCUAUCUCUUUCUUUAUAUAUAUACAUUUUCGGGAUUUGAAAAUUUUUUGCAUCUUGAAUUAAAGAAAAAAUAUUUUCAUAGGACAGUUGCAAUCUUAUGGUCAAACGGAAAACAUCACGAAACAAAAUAAAAUAGAAAAACAAACAAUCUUCCGGUUUAAUUUUUUUUUUUUUACUAUUUUUGAUAAAAACACUUUUUUCGGUCUUAUCUUAUCUUUAUGCCUCGCUCUAUGAUCAGGAACAAUUUUCAAAAAUAGAAACAUACAAAAUAACAAUAAACAAUUUAUUAACUUGCAUUGAAGAAAGGAGAGUGUGUGUUUUAUUUUGAAGUUUUAUGUGAUUUUUUUAGUCUAAAUUUACACUCGCCCUAAAUGUUUUAUUUUAUUUUUAAUAAAAAUCUUCAUCAUCGGUUUUCUUCUUCAUCGUCAUAGUCGCAAUCGUAUGCUUUCACUCUCGUUUUUUCGUAUGUACGCAUGUUGAAAACGCACUCUUUUGAGAGCAGGCGUUUAUUUUAAUUGGGUCACUGGAUGAAUAUAAUAUAAAAACAAACGAAACGAACGAAAACAGUGACGACAAAACUGCGUUCUAUUCUACGCAUCAUCAUAAUCAUCAUCAUCGGCAUAGUGAAUAAUACUCAUCCCCCAAAUUUUAACAACGAAGGAAAACCAAGAAGUGGAGGAGUUUCAUCUAUAGGCCUCCACUUCACCGUUCAAUUUUUUGGACUCUAAAAUUUUUCAUAUAUACACUUUAAUGUAUGUAAUACACAAAACAACAACAAAAAACACAAAAUCACUUUGAGUGAGAGUGCGAUGUUUAGUGGAGUCGUUGGUGGUGUGUCAUGGUGUUUUAAAAAUUCCUCAAAUCAGUCUAAAUGAACAUUUCGAAAGUAAAAGUUAAACACACACAAUAAUGAUUUAGCAUUAAAAGCAAUAAUAUAAUAUAGUUCCGUUAUUUUUGUUUAAUUAUGUGUUUUUUAUGAAACAAACAAAAACAAAAAAAAAACAAAAUUAAAAUGAAAUAUAUUUAAAUUCCGUUAACUUAAAAAAAAACACACAAACAAGUUCAAUAGUUAGUUUAAAGUGUCCCGUUUUUUAUCAUUCUGUUUUUUUUUUCUGUUUGUGUUUUGUUUGUUUUCGGCGUAGAGAUAAAAAAAAAAUAUCAAUAAAAUUGAUAUAAAAUAAAAAAAAAGGAAAAUCCAAAGGAAAAACCCAACAAAUUAGGGUUUAAAUUAUUUUACCGUUCUGAACGAUUUUUUACCAAAUUACAAAUUAUACUUAUCCAAUUUUAUAAAAAUGGAGUUAGUUACGAAUAACAAUCUUCCUCACGGCACCAAAAAUGUCCCACCACAUGCAAAUACAAAUUCAUCCACCGAAACACUUUUAGCUGGUAUAUUGGAUUCUUUUCCUGCUUGGGAACUGAAUACAGCACUUCUUCAAAGUACCCAAAUAUCUUCACCAGUACACAAUGAUUUCCUUAUGAAUGGAAUGUUUAGUACACAACCUACACAACCACUUGUCCGUAAUUCAAGAAUGUCACCGGGAUCAAGUAACUCGAGUAGUUCGAGCAUUCAUUGUGGCGCUGGAUGUGAUAGUAAUGCAUCCAUUCGCUGCCUUGAUUGCAACGAAUUCAUGUGCAAUAACUGCUUACGUGACCAUCGUAACAGUCCUUUGUCCUCAAAUCAUUCAGUGAUCUCAUUGCCAUCACCAAUUGGAUCCACUUCAACUGGAGGAAUGCCAACUGUGAUUCCAGGGCCAGCUUUUAUGUGCGAUCUACACAACGAAAUCUAUCGCUAUGUCUGUGAGUAUUGUAAGAAAUUAGUCUGUCAAUGUUGUACACUUCGUGAGCACAAGGAUCAUGACUACACCUCGAUUCAGAGCUUUGUCGAGGAGGCCAAGGAAAAGAUUGAUUUGGCUAUUGAAAGUAGUCGCAUGGGUACCAAGUGUGUUAAGGGUAGCAUUGAUAAGGCUUUGGCAUUUAUUCGCCUCAUCGAACGGAAUUGUGCUGAAUUGUCAGAUAAUAUUAGGAAAUCCUUCAGACAGUUUAUGAUUGCCAUUGAAGAUCGUGAGAGAUUUUUGCUAGACUUUGUUGAGAAACUUCGCCAGAGACGCUUGGCUUUGUUGCAUGACCAAAUGGCAGGACUUAAAUCGACUCUUUCUGGUUUAUCUGAGACAUCCGACAUGUUGCUUAAGGUCUACGAAAACUCACAUCUCAUGGAACAAAUCGAAGUUGCUCUCAAGAUCACCAAUGGUCAACGUCAAUUGGAACAGUUUGCUGCUAUUUUCAAAGAUCUCCAGCCCCGCCAAGAACUAUUUGCAUUUGUUCCUCCAGAUUUCACUAUUUUGGGUGACAUCCGCAAUCAGGGUGGAGUUGUUGUAGUCGAUGAUAAAAAUAUUCCCAUUGAAGCAGGGUCUUUGAUUCCACUGCCUGCAUCAUCAGGUCUAGCAUCUUCUACUCCACAUUCGGCCAUGACUGCUGCUGCUGCUUCUCGUCGUCCAAUUCUUCGUGAUGUGAGCUUUCGUGUACCAACGCCAUUGACCCAACGCAUGCCUAAUCCAGGUCUUGACUGGGAAAUAAGUCUUUUGCGAACUUCACCAGCUCUACAGUUUGGUGCUCCCAGAAUAACUCAGUGCAUUGCUGGAAGUUCUGACCACAUCAAGGUUCGUAAUUCAAAUCUACUGACACUCUCAUUUGCCACUGAGGGUCAUGAUGAUGGACAAGUAAGCCGUCCGUGGGGUCUUUGUGUUGACAAAAUGGGCAACAUACUAAUUUCCGAUCGUCGCAAUAAUCGCGUUCAAGUAUUUAACCCUGAUGGAACGUUUAAAUUCAAAUUCGGUCGCAAAGGUGUUGGAAAUGCUGAAUUCGACUUACCAGCUGGAAUUUGUACUGAUUGUGAUAAUCGUAUCAUAGUCGUUGACAAAGACAAUCAUCGUGUUCAAAUAUUCUCGGCCAAUGGAAUUUUCCUCUCGAAAUUCGGUACUUUCGGAAAGGAAUACGGACAGUUCCAAUAUCCUUGGGAUGUUGCUGUCAAUUCUAGGCGUCAAAUUGCUGUUACUGAUUCGCGUAAUCAUCGUAUUCAGCAGUUUGAUUCGGAAGGUCGUUUCAUUCGUCAAAUUGUCUUUGAUAAUAAUGGACCAAGCAAGAGUAUUGCCGCACCAAGGGGAAUAUGUUAUACACCGCAGGGCAAUAUCAUUGUUUCUGAUUUCGACAAUCAUUGCUUAUAUUUGAUUGAUCCGGAUGUAAAUGAGAUUAUUUCUGCAAAAGGUCAAGAAGGCUGUGGUUUUCAAGAAUUCAAUCGACCAUCAGGAUUAUGUUGCGAUGAUGAAGGACGGAUUAUUGUCGCUGAUUCGAAGAAUCAACGUGUCAUUGUUUUUAGUCCUAACAUGGAUUAUUUGUGGGAUAUUGAAAUCCGUCCAUCAGUCAAUCCACAAAUGCCAUGUACUCUAGAUGAAAAAGAUCGCACUUGCGAUGUUGCUCUCAUGCCAGAUGGAAGAGUUGUAUUUUUAAUUGAACUCUCACCAGACUCCAAAGAAGGAUCUAAUCCUCACAAACGGUUUGUCCACGUCUAUUAGUAAAGUAAAUAUAUAAUUUCGUCUCAAUGAUUUUAUAUAUAUAUAUAUAAAAUGAAACAAAGAUCGGGUGUUAACGAAGCCUCAACGAAAAAUUAAAAGAAUUAAAAAAAAACAAGAAUCUUUCUAAAAAAAAAUAAUCAAAAAAUCUUAAAAGAAAAAAAAAAUAAAACUCAUAUUAAUUAAAUUGACCUAUAAUUUGAGUACAAAUCAACGACUUACCUCAAUUUGAAUAUCGUUUAUUCAAAACAAAAAAAAAAUCAAAAAUAUUAAAUAUUUUAAUUAAAAAGUUAAAAAAAAAUAAAUAUAAUCUAUAUUUAAUUUUACUCUUAUCGAGAGUAUAAUUUAUAUUUUAUCAAAAUGAACAAAAACAUUCUUUUAACUUUUUUAAUAUUUUCGUAUGGGCUUCAAAUUUUUUUUUAUAAAAAUACAAAUCGAACGGUUGUUGUCGAAUAAAAUAAAAAAAAUUGUAUAGACUUAAAUUUUAAGACUGAUUGUGGAAGACAGUUUAAAAAAAAAAAACAAAA
Messenger RNA from Episyrphus balteatus (marmalade hoverfly), 4211 nucleotides. RefSeq names its product protein wech (gene wech). The transcript is spliced from 5 exons. Lineage: Eukaryota; Metazoa; Arthropoda; Insecta; Diptera; Syrphidae. The record is from RefSeq and is a predicted model, not a curated record. Bases 1411 to 3687 code for a protein of 758 amino acids. Gene Ontology annotation, biological process: protein polyubiquitination; proteasome-mediated ubiquitin-dependent protein catabolic process. Gene Ontology annotation, molecular function: protein binding; zinc ion binding; ubiquitin protein ligase activity.